CAAAUGUAGUGUACAAUGUAAAAUACAAUAAAAAAGAACAGUCAGUGAUGUUGAUUACAUAAAUACAUGCAAAGACUCAUAAAUAUCUUUGUUUUAAGAAAAUUACUAUUGGUGGAGUCUGAUGUGGAGUUUAUGUAUACAUUCACUUAGUUAAGGAAUUGAGGAAAAUGUGAUUUAAUUAAUGAAUAGAGAAUUUUGCAAGGAAAACUAAUAAAUUAAUCACAAAAAAUAAUAUUGUGAUUUUUAAAUAAAAAAACUAAACGAAAAAAAAAACACUUUUCCAUCUCAGGGAGAAAUCUUUAAAAAAGUAAAAUAAUUUUAGUCCUCCAAUGAUUCACUGCAUUGCUUUAUUUUGAAAAUCCCCUACCGGAUAUGCAAUUGUGACUGAAGAUUAACUUGAUGAAGAACGGUUCUCCUAAGAAGCGAAACUUGCUGAAACAUUUAAUCGGUGUAGUUUUAUAUUCGCGACCCACUUCUGACUCGGAACCCUGCGGUGUGAACCCAGUAUGUCCGGGCACGGACACGGACACGGGCACGGCUGCACGUGCGAGCAUGAGCACGACCCCGCGGAGAGGGGCCUGGAGUACGGACUGUAUCAGCGGAUCGACCUGGAGAAGCUGCAGUGCCUGAACGAGAGCAGGGACGGAGACGGGAAGCUGGUGUUCAAACCGUGGGACCAGCGCCGCGAACGGGACAAGUUUGUGGAUAGCGAUGCAGAUGAAGAGCUGCUGUUCAACAUCCCCUUUACAGGUAGUGUGAAGCUAAAAAGCAUCAUCAUAUCUGGAGAAGAUGAUGAUACCCAUCCAGCAGAGAUACGACUUUUCAAGAACAUCCCCCAGAUGUCUUUUGACGACACAGGCAGAGAACCAGAGCAGUCAUUCAGACUCAACAAAGACCCCACUGCAGAGCUGGAGUAUCCUACAAAGAUUGCACGUUUUACCAACGUAGAGCACCUCUCCAUCCACAUCUCCAAAAACUACGGUGCAGAAAACACCCGGGUGUACUACAUCGGGCUCAGAGGGGAGUUCACAGAGGCUCACAGACAUGAAGUGACCAUCUGCAACUACGAGCUGGCAGCAAACCCUGCCGACCACAAAGUGGAUAGCAUCGUCCCACAAACCAGCUUCAUCUCCUGAUGGAGGAGGAUGGAGGAGGAGAGCUUUUGAACGCGUCUGUCAGGAAGCGGAAGUAAAGUACAGUACAGCACAGCAUGCAGACGGUAGCGCUAACCUCUGCUGAGAACGAGCUGCGACUUCUGAAGCAGGAGAGAGCUUCUCCAUCGGGCGCUUACUCUGUUGCCAUGGCGACGCAGCUGGAUGGCUUACUAUGGGGAUUUUUUUUACCCAUAGGUGCAUGAAAUGUUUGAUUCUCAGAUGAAGCUUGUUGCUCAAUAAAACACUGAAGACUGGAAGGAUUUAA
Messenger RNA from Oryzias melastigma (Indian medaka), 1419 nucleotides. RefSeq names its product PITH (C-terminal proteasome-interacting domain of thioredoxin-like) domain containing 1 (gene pithd1). Bases 507 to 1136 code for a protein of 209 amino acids. Lineage: Eukaryota; Metazoa; Chordata; Actinopteri; Beloniformes; Adrianichthyidae. Gene Ontology annotation, cellular component: nucleus. The record is from RefSeq and is a predicted model, not a curated record. The transcript has 6 exons.